Molecule: messenger RNA, 1638 nt
Organism: Closterium sp. NIES-67
Lineage: Eukaryota; Viridiplantae; Streptophyta; Zygnematophyceae; Desmidiales; Closteriaceae
Source: the annotation of a GenBank genome assembly
CAGCCAUUUCACAAUAGCCAUUUCUUGGCUUCUUGGUCGGCAGCACCACAAAGCCGCCUUGUCUCGUCACCGCUUCACGGUAUCCCUCCCGUAGCACUUCGUCGUUAUCUCUACGUAUUACUGUAGAGCGGAACUCGUUACAUCCGAGCCACAAUGGCUGCCAUUCACGCAUCAGCAGCGACACGCCUCGUCACGCAGUCGCCGAUCGUCACGCCAAGCCGUCGACAUGAGACUUGCUCUGUAUCCCGUUCGGCGUUCUUUUCUGGUCCCUCACGCGCCUUAACAUCCACCUAUCAGAUCCUUGGACCUCUCUCCUCUGCGCGGCCGACGUCCAUGUCGUCUCAGCCUGCCACUCUCGGGUUUGCGCCAUUGGAUGCUCGCCGCUUUACCGUUUCCGCGCAAGCCGCGGGCUCGGAUUCCGCAAAGGUCGGCCCAGUGGCAGUGGUCGGAGGCACUGGUUUUGUUGGCUGUGCACUCGUUAAAGCUCUCCUGGCAGAGGGCGAGCAAGUGAAGGUGCUCACGCGUUCAGUGGACCGAGCAAAGGAGGUGUUUGCAGGCACUAAUGGCGUGGAGCUGGUGGGGCCAGCGGGGUGGGCAGCAGCAGUGGCAGGCAGUGGGUCCGUGGUGAAUCUGGCUGGCAAACCCAUCAGCACGCGGUGGAGCCCCGCGACCAAGGCUGAGAUCAUUUCAAGCCGCGUGGAUACCACUUCAAAGAUUGUGGACGCUAUUAACUCGCUCCCCAAGGACAAACGCCCUUCGGUGCUUGUCAGCACAUCGGCUGUCGGCUUCUAUGGGACGAGUGAGACUGCCACCUUUGACGAAACCAGCCCUUCUGGCAACGAUUUCUUGGCAGAGGUGUGCAGGAAGUGGGAGGCAGAGGCGCAGAAAGUCUCCCCUGACUCGACCCGCCUCGCUAUAAUCCGCUUCGGAGUGGUGCUGGACAAGGGCGGCGGUGCUCUGGGCAAGAUGCUGCCCGUCUUCCAGCUCUUCGCAGGGGGCCCUCUUGGCACUGGGCAGCAAUGGAUGUCAUGGGUUCACCGCGACGAUCUAGUGGCUCUCAUCAUUGAAUCUCUGCGCAACAAGGAGUUCAGUGGGGUGCUCAACGGCACGGCCCCCAGCCCCGCCCGCAUGGCUCAGUUCUGCGAGGCGCUAGGCUCCGCCAUCGGCCGCCCCUCCUGGCUGCCCGUGCCCAACUUCGCCGUGCAGACGCUUCUAGGGGAGGGAGCCAUGGUGGUGCUGGACGGGCAACGGGUGCUUCCCAAGCGUACAGAGAGCCUGGGCUUCCGCUUCAAGUACCGGAACAUUCAGAAUGCGCUCUCCGCCAUCUUCUCCUCUUGAUGCUGAGUCGUUACAGUGUUCUUCAGUGCCUCCCUUCUAAGUGGACAGCGAGCUUCGGCUUUCGGUUUACUUACUACAGACAUCCAGAAUGCACUAUGUGCUACCAUAAUUUUCUUGAGUGUCUGUCUUUACCCUCAAAUCUGUGCCAGCUUGUUCGUUCUGAAGAGUAUUGUCUUCUUGCGUCAGCCUUGGCUCUCCUCCAGCCAGUGCAUGGUGGUAGCAGUAGAAAGUGAGCGGGUUUGUGGUUUAGGGAAUCUUGUCUUGUCAAAUGAAUAACUCACUACUAGAAACAAAUUACUG